AUGCCGCCAAAGGCCAAGGCCGCUGCAAAGGCUGCCACCCCGGAUCCCAAAGCCACCCCCGAAGCGACCCCCGAGACCGUCGGCGAGCGCUCCCAGCAGCGCUUCUACCAGACGAACCCCGUCCAGAAGCGCUUCGAAGAGGUCGGUUUCCCAGGCCUGACGCCGGCCGAGAAGAAGACGUACGCGCACGCCAACCUGAUCCUCCCCGUGGCCAACCGCAUCGUGUCGCUCUCCAACAAGACCGACCGCGAGUACUGGAAGCACGUCGCCAAGGAAGGCCUGCCCUGCCGCCGGCUCAGCAAGCACGCCUACCGCUGGGGCGAGGACAAGCACGGCCGCGACAUUGGCACGUACCGCCUCGACGAGCUCAAGAAGCGGACGCUGUCCCAGGCGAGGCUGACGGCGCUCGACGUGCUGCACCGCCAGUUCCUGACCAGGCGAGAGGCUGCGCGGAGCGAAGGCGGCGAGAUAUCGCCCGAGGAAGUCGACGAAGAAAAGAAGAGGCGAAAGGAAAUGGCCGAGCUGAAAAGAGAGCUGUAUGGGGAGAUUCCGGGGCCGCUGGCGAGCGACCCCGAGUGGGAUGAUGUUGUUCCCAUUCCGCAGACGGAGCCCGAGGAUGCGCUGGCCAAGAUUGCCUAUCCAGAUGAAUACGCCGAGGCCGUGUCGUACCUCCGCGCCGUCAUGGCCGCAGAGGAAUACUCCCCCCGCUGCCUCCGCCUCACCGAGCGCGUCAUCGCCAUGAACCCAGCCCACUACACCGUCUGGCUGUACCGCUUCAAGAUCGUCUCCGCCCUGUCGCUCCCGGUCCUCGACGAGAUCCAGUGGCUCAACGGCGUCGCCCUCGACAACCUCAAGAACUACCAGAUCUGGCACCACCGCCAGCUCCUCCUGGACCACCACUUCGCCGCGACGCUGUCCGCCGACCCCGAGGCCGCCAAGCAGUUUGCAAAGUCCGAGACCGACUUCAUCUCCAGGAUCCUCGCCGAGGACACCAAGAACUACCACGUCUGGUCGUACAGGCAGUAUCUCGUCACCAAGCUCAGCUACUGGAGCCCCUUUGAGCUCGCCACCACGCAGAGCAUGAUCGAAGACGACCUGCGCAACAACUCGGCCUGGUCGCACCGCUUCUUCAUCGUCUUCUCGGACCCGUCCGUCUCGACCCCCGGCUCCGCGCCCACCGAGCACGACCCCAAGGUCCCCGACGCCAUCAUCGACAGGGAGGCCGAGUACGCAAAGGAAAAGAUCCUGCUUGCGCCGCAGAAUCAGUCUGCGUGGCAUUACCUGCGCGGCGUGCUGGUCAAGGGCGGGCGCGGCCUCGAGACGGUGGGCGACUUUGCCGAGCAGUUCUUUUCGGACCUGGGAGGCCAAGGGGAGAGUGUCCGGAGCUCGCAUGCGCUGGACCUUAUGUCGGAAGUGUACCACAAGCAGGGAGACGUCGAAAAGGCCAGGCUGUGCCUGCAGCGGCUGUCGGACAAGUGGGAUCCUGUGCGAGAGGGAUACUGGAAGUACCGUUUGGCAGAGCUCAAGUAGAGUACCUAGUAGGUAGCAUACCUAGGUAGCGUGGCAUAUCCGACCUUGCUAGA
This is a messenger RNA of Trichoderma reesei QM6a, 1583 nucleotides long. Its product is annotated as prenyltransferase. Gene Ontology annotation, cellular component: CAAX-protein geranylgeranyltransferase complex; cytoplasm; protein farnesyltransferase complex. Gene Ontology annotation, molecular function: protein farnesyltransferase activity; CAAX-protein geranylgeranyltransferase activity. The transcript is spliced from 3 exons. The record is from RefSeq and is a predicted model, not a curated record. The coding region runs from base 1 to 1530 and encodes 509 amino acids. Gene Ontology annotation, biological process: protein farnesylation; protein geranylgeranylation. NCBI's taxonomy places the organism in Eukaryota, Fungi, Ascomycota, Sordariomycetes, Hypocreales, Hypocreaceae.